AUUGAAGCAAUUGAGGAACUCUCUUCUCAGUCCGACUAUAGAUAUUUUUAUUAUGCAUCUACUUCAUGAUAUGGCUGAAAAGUAAUUUUUUAAUUCUUUGAAUUAAAUUGUGAGUUUUAUUAAAUACAUAUAAAUAUUUCAUUUAAUUAAAAAUUUUAAAAAUGAAUCGACUAUUUGGCCGUGCUAAACCUAAAGAACCUGGACCUAGUCUUGCUGAUUGUAUUUCAGGCGUUGAUAGCAGAGCAGAUACAGCUGAAAAGAAAAUACAAACUUUAGAUCUUGAAUUGAAGAAAUAUAAAGAUCAAAUGGUUAAAAUGCGAGAUGGUCCAGCUAAAAAUGCUGUAAAAGCUAAAGCAAUGAGAGUUUUGAAACAGCGUAAAAUGUAUGAAGCCCAAGUAGAUAAUCUCCGCCAGCAAGCUUUCAAUAUGGAGCAAGCAAAUUAUGCUACCCAGACAUUAAAAGAUACUCAAGUUACAAUCAACGCAAUGAAAGAUGGUGUUAAACAAAUGCAAAAAGAAUUCAAAAAUAUUAAUAUUGAUCAUAUCGAAGAUUUACAAGAUGAUCUGGGUGAUAUGCUUGAACAAGCAGACGAAGUUCAAGAAGCAUUGGGUCGUAGUUAUGGAAUGCCUGAAAUCGAUGAUGAUGAACUUGCCGCUGAAUUAGAUGCUUUGGGUGAUGAUUUAGCAUUGGAUACUGAUACUUCUUACUUAGAUGAUGCUAUAAAAGCACCAAAUGCUCCUGAUAAGGAACCUGGUGCAGCCUCAAUACGCAAUAAAGACGGUGUUCCUGUUGAUGAGUUUGGAUUACCGCAGAUACCAGCCAGUUAAAUUUUAUGUGCAUUUUGAAAAAUACUUUUAUUUUAUUAUUAAUCUAAAUUACAGUAAUUAAAUUAUUAUUAAAAUCUGUCUGGGUGAUUUAGAGGUAUCAAAAGCUUUUAAAAAGUUUCUGUAAUACUAAUGCUUAAAGUAUAACAUAGAUUAAUGUAUUACAUGUACAUAUUAUUAUUAAUUUUAUUAUUGUAUUUUCAGCAAACUUAAACAUAAAGUUUACUAUAUUUUAAAUUAUAAUUAUUAAAAUAAUUUACUUAA
Messenger RNA from Chelonus insularis, 1088 nucleotides. It is a transcript of the gene Vps60, whose product is annotated as vacuolar protein sorting 60. The transcript is spliced from 4 exons. Gene Ontology annotation, cellular component: multivesicular body. The coding region runs from base 162 to 827 and encodes 221 amino acids. Gene Ontology annotation, biological process: late endosome to vacuole transport via multivesicular body sorting pathway; vesicle budding from membrane. NCBI's taxonomy places the organism in Eukaryota, Metazoa, Arthropoda, Insecta, Hymenoptera, Braconidae. The record is from RefSeq and is a predicted model, not a curated record.